Molecule: messenger RNA, 9696 nt
Organism: Dermacentor silvarum
Lineage: Eukaryota; Metazoa; Arthropoda; Arachnida; Ixodida; Ixodidae
Exons: 16
Coding region: 784-4662 (1292 amino acids)
Molecular function (GO): protein binding
Source: RefSeq, a predicted model, not a curated record
CGCUCUCUCUGCGGCGCCGCGGAGACUACUCGGCUGGUGGCUGGCUGCGGCUGCGAACCAGUCUUGCUGCCGCUGGGUUUCUUCUGCUAGGCGGCUAUCGAGCGGCGGGGAAGCCGGUCUCCAUCGACGUCCUUCUCUCGGUGGCGGCGUCGGCCCCGGGCUUCUCUCUGUCUCCCCGUGCCUCUGUGUGUGUGCGUCUGUGUGUGCGCUUGUGUCCGUGCGCGCCGACGCUUCGUGACAUUCCAUUCGCGUCUCUGUUGCCGCCGGCGACGCGCGGUUUCCUCGGGUGAACCUCGGGCUCCCCCGAUCGCCGCCGCAAGGGAAGCCUCUGAGCGUCGAGUCUCCUUCGUUUCGUGCUGCUUCGUUUAGGGGCGAAGGGUGCGCGCGUGCCAAAACGAAGGAGCCGGCGCGAGUGCUAGUGGGGCGAGAGUACCCAACGCCGGCAUCCUCUUCGUCGACGCGCCGUCACUGCUCCCCCUGGGCCCUCCUUGCACCUCAGCCGGCCUUCUACUCUACCUCUUUCACCGGCGUCGUCGAACCCAAGCGAGGCGCUGAUAAGCGAGCGACCACCGGUGCCACCACAUUUUCCCUCGUCGCUGUUGCUACUUUCCGCAUAUCCAAAUGGAUGCCGCCACGACACUCGCCCAAAACAGCAUUGCUGAACAACCAUGCUUGCUGACUGAAAAGGGCAGCACACCAGUUGUCACGCCGGGCGCAUGAUUUCACGGACCUUGCUGUAGCAGCAUUUGUAACCAACCGAGGGGACGUGCACACCGCUCUGUCAUGGACGGGAGGCAAUGGCGGCACCUGGCGAGUGGUGCCAGGCUUCUGCUCCUGCUGUGCGUGUUUCCAGGUGCCCACACGUCGCUCUGCAAGUCGGUGUUCUCUCCGAUUUCUGGAGACAUGCCCAAGGACUUCAGCCUGAAAGUGGGCGACCCUCUGGUGCUCAACUGCACCCUCCAGACUCCAGAGUUCAGCAUCUCGAGCAGGCGGUACUUGGUGAAUGGCAGCCACCUGGAGAUAAAGUUCAACGACACCAAGGUGCCUAGCGAGCUGCUGUCGGUGGGCGACAUGUGGGUGGCGUUGCGGAAGGAGCACUCGGAGUAUUCGGACACGGGCAACUACAACUGCAACAUCCGCGUGGCCACUGACAAGGUUUUCCACGUCUGCGCCACGCAGGUCACCAUAGGAGAGCCCCCACUUCCCGUUGAAAACUUCCGGUGCAUCAGUUAUUACUACAAAAACCUUACCUGCUACUGGGAGCCACCACCGAACAGUGUCAAGACUGAAUACAAGCUGGGAGAGAUGUUUGCGUACACGCGGAUGCACAAGGGCUUUUAUCGGUUGUGCCCAGAGGCAGGACACUCUGGAAAUGGCUCUUGGUGCGCGUGGACUGUGGGGUCCAAUCCGGCGCUUCGCAAGGAGACCACUAUUUUUCGCUUGAUUAUGAAUGGGACAAAUGCUCUCGGUGUGAGAAAUUUCACCUACACUAUAGAGCAUCUAAAAAUAGUGAAAAUUUCCGAGCCAACUGAAUUCAAGUGCAGCGCGGUGUCCAAGCGGAGUAUCACACUUAGCUGGAACGCUAGCAUCGAGCAGAGAGAGAAUCCGAAGCUGCUUGUCAUCUACGAGAUCCACUACCAGUCUCAAUACGAGUCCGACUGGAAGACUGUGGAGGUGUUCAACAAGACGUCGCACAUGAUACAAAACCUGCACCCAUUCACUGAGUACACCUUUCGGCUCCGGGGAAGGGCAUCUAAGGCAGUGCAGGACGAGUUCUGGACCAAUGACGUUUUGCUCUCUCAGACGACAUUGAAGGACGUGCCUGAAGCACCACCUCGAAUAUCGAGGAGCGGCUUCAAGGUGCAGAAUUAUCAGAACAGGCGGACCGUCAUGCUUAACUUUGCGGCACUCCCCAAGAAGAAGUGGGGCGGGGCCACUCUCCAGUACUUCAUCAAGUGCUGUGAGGACGUGCCAGAAGAAAGCUGCGAGAACAAGACAGUGGAGAUGCCCACCGUCAUGUUCGACGGCCUGUUCCGCAACUCGCGCUACAACAUUCAGCUGUGGUCGCUGAACGAGAUCGGGUUUUCUCGUGUUCACUCCAGCCUCCAGGUGGACAAGUAUGACGAAUUGAUGAAUGCACCUCAGGACAUAAAGGUUGUCGCCCAUGGCUCUGGGAGUUACGUGGUUUCGUGGCGUGCACCGUCUGCUCGAGUGCCCAUCCUGACCUCCUCGACUUCUUCAUCGGCUGAGGAAGAGCACGCAGAUAGCUUGGAGCCACUAGGACCCGUGAGCUACACGGUGUUCUGGUGCCCGCGGAUGUUGCCGCGCUCUUACAGCUGCAACGAAUCUCUCGAGUGGCGGAAGACGGAACUCAACACGUCCUCCAUAGUGCUCAACCUCGACCCAGGCAAUGUGUACCAGUUUGCAGUCGCGGCACAGACCGUCGACAAGGCCUCGGAGAUGCACUGGACGACAUGUGUCAUUCCAGUGUACAAAGAGCUUGAGAAGAUCACGCAAGUGACAUUGGAGAAAGACAGUGCCCAUUCACUGCUUAUGCACUGGCAACUUGAGUGCAGUGCACUCAAGUCGUACGUGAACAGCUACCAGAUUGAAGCUUGUGCAGUGUUGCCACGGUACCAAAAGAUGGCGCUACAAGACUCCGCUGGGUGUCUGUACAGCAAAUACGAUUCCAAGACCUGCAGAGUUUACAACAUUACGGACCGAGAUGAUGAAGAGCAAGUCCUGAAAGGACUGUCUGCCAACACAGUCUACAGAGCCGUCGUAAGGGCCUCAUCUAAUGGGAAGCUCACCGACGACAGCCCAGCGCAAUGUGCCAAGACCGAAGGCUCUGGGGCGGACAUUCCUCUUGUGGUGGGAUGUGCUGUAGGUGGAGCUGUUGGCCUGACCGUCCUCGUCUUUGUGCUCUACCUGCUAGCACGAUGGAUGAAGAAGAAAGUUGACAUGAUUAAAGAGAUCAAGAUUCAGCUUCCUGAUGGCCUGGAUUCUUCGGAAGCAAACCAGAUGCACAGCUACAAGAACAGCAAGAAUGGUUCUGCCGGGAAGACAAGCGAAAGCAACCGGAGUCCGCACAUUGCCUAUGGCCGGAUGGGCUGCUUUUCUGCCGCUGACAACGCUGGUCCUAAGAAACGUCAUGACUCGGGGCGUUCUCAGGGCAGCAGCUCUUCAACUGAAGAGUUGCUGUACAAAAAGACUCGGCGUGCAGACACCUUUGGCCGCAACCCCAGUGGUGACAGCAGCGGUGGCAGCACUAACGGCCAGGACAGCGUCGUGUCCGCCAGCACGGCGCGCACGGGUGCCACCUCGUCAUGCGACUCCGGUGCCGAGAGUGACCCGGCAGCACCUCCCUCCCCCGACUGUCUCCUUCUUGGUGGAAACCACACUCCGCUCGCGCGGUGCCGGCCCAAUCUUCCCAAGCUCGAUGAAGACAGGGUUCGCGAGAGCCAGGAUUCUGGACUCGACACUGAAGUGACACCUCCCAUUGUGAUUCCAUCUUCGGACUCGUCACAGCCAUCCUACAGCAAACUUGGGGCGACCCCGGAUACGCAGGCACCAUUACUGCAGAGUCAGGCUCUGGCUACAAGUGAGCCAUCGCUGUUCGAGGGACCUGAGAAUGUUCCAGAACCCGUGGAACCCCUCCCGCCAUAUAGCAAGUUUGGGUUGGCAAGAAGCAGCGAGGAUGUGUCGGUGGCACCUUACACUGCAUGUAGGUCCUCUCCCAACACCAGGAGGCAAGAUGGGCCACCAGCACUUCCCUACUCCCAGCUCGCACUUCGCCAACAACCGGGUCACGUGUUUCCCAGCACGGACGUCACUGUCGGACUGGCUCUGGAGCAGCCAAGAUUGCUGCCAAACCUGAAGAGCACGCCUUUGCCAUUCUUUCCGAAGCCACCACCCAGCGGAUACGUCACUGUGGGGCAAGCCAUGAAGACCCAGCCGACCGCGGUCGAGCCACAGUCGGGACAAGGAUACUCCAAGUUCAGCAUCCAGCCUCCGAAACCAUUGACCAGGCCAGAUACGUCGGGAUAUGUGCCACUUCAGGAUGUAGUUGGGGUCCACCAGGCUGCACCGCCCACAACGACAGUGCCUGCUGAAGAGUCCAUUCCCCACGAAAACUUCCGCGACAUUGACUCUUCGUCUGACGACAUGGCCAUUGUUGGGGACGACAACAGUAACAACGCUUCACUCGAGGACUUUUCGUUUUCAAGUGCCUCUGGGCCCGGUGCUGAUGAACUUGUGGAAGCUCAUCAGUCACCACAGCGCACAGCGGGACAGACACCUGGAUAUGUAGCUGCCACUGUUGUGCCCGCGACAAAGCCACCUCCGCUCGACCUGACAAGUGAGCCACGGAUUGCAUCCAACGGAUAUGUUCCUCUGCCUUCAGUGUCUCCAGGUGAAACUCAAGGAGCAGCCGGGGACUAUGUGACGCAUGUGGCUGCUUUCGACUGGGGGCGUUCUGCACCCGGAGACAGCGAGGUAGAUGUGGAUGACAGUGCACUACCUCCGCCAACAUCGGCAGCAAAGACAAACGGUUACGUUAUGCUGCCCACUACAGUAGAUGCCGUCAAUUCAAGGACUUCGGCGGUCAGCUUUGUACCAGGUGUCAAACCUGAGUCAUCCUCUCAGGUGGACUGCUCGGUGUGAUUCGUGUGAAGGCCUUUAGGAAGGCCUGAAGUUUUGGAUGCUGAUUUAGGGCUGCUGCUGGCAGCUUGCAGAUCUUGCGGCUGCUGUGUGCGAAGGUGUUUCUCGUUACGCUGUCGCGGCCGCCGCCACCAGAAGGUCCUGGGGGCGUGCCGGUAACUUGCCUUGUUGGAUUGUCUUUGCCUCUCUCUCUCUGGUUUUUACACCUGUCAUAUAUCGUCCGCCCUCUGUGACAGCCUGGUAACCCUCUCAGGGGAAACGUAUGGGGUGGUUCUUUAUAUCUGACACUCUAGUCAUGAGCGGGAGUGCUUUUUAACGUUGCAAGCUCGCCUCUCAGGACAGCAAUGACAUUUAAGCACAGUUUUGAGCUGUGGUGGGGAAGAGACGCGAAGCAUUUUCGUUAAAUAUUAUAGCUAUUCAGGGACAAGGAUGUUUUGACGACAUGGAAGGAAGGAAAAUCGCUUCGAGGGCUCGUGUCAGCUCAUUGUCAUAGUCAUUCACCAUCACAACCAGCCUGGUGAGCUCACCUCAUGCAUGUGCGAGAAGGGAAAAAAGGCGGCUUAUGUUGGCCUUUUCGUUCAGAAGUGUGCAUCACAGUUUUGUCUACCAAUCUGCCGUGCGCAAUUUUUGCAUUUCUGGAGGCAAUCCAGUUGUUGCCGAAGUGUGUCUCCAGGCCUGCAUACUGCAGUGGACAAAGUUUGUUUGAAUGCAGAAAGUGUUGCUUAGGUCAUUGUUUGUGUUGGGGCAAAGAAAAAAUGAAACUUGGUAGUCACUCUUAUGACUUGCCUAGUAGAGGAGAGCUCUUUAGUUGUGCCAAACACAAGGAUAGCCUGUGUCCCCUUUUUUUACGUUUUGCUGAGCUUGUACAUUUUUUUUUUCAUGCUCUACAUUUAAUGUCACAAGCUAUGGCGACAUUUUAGGUUUGUACAAAAGUUUCUUUCCUUCUUGAACUUUUCAAAAGAAGUGUACAGGCGUGGAGCUCGUGAAACUUGUCUAUUAUGUUCUCCCUUCUUUGGCGUGGUUUAAAUUCUUUGCAGUGUUCAUUGUUAUUGUGCAAUAUGUUUUGCUACAGUGCGUUGCCCAGAAAACCUCUCAAGCUGUACAGUGGAGCACCCAUGGAUUUUGAAGAAAAUGUUUGCAUUCUUGCGGGUGAAUGCCCCGCUUUUUUUUAUGUGAACUUGGAAAAUGUCAUGAUGGUUAGAGUGUGGCAUCAUUCAGAAGUUGGAAGACUUCUCUGCGAGUUUCUAAGGGUUACCUCAUACCACAGAGUUUUAAUGCAAACUUUAGUAGAAGUUUUCUGGCAUUGCAGUUAUUCAGCCGGCGUGGGUGAGAUGGUGACUCAGCUCAGUUUUAUAGGAUUUAUUCCUGACUUCAACAGCUGUGUUUUAAAAGGGCCCUGAACCACUUUUUAUCGAAGUCGAAAAACAUUUGAAGUGAAAACAGGCUAUUUCAUAAUCACUUAGCUGCAAAAAGUACUUCAAUGCGUUCAGCAGAAGCGGAGUUAUCGGCAAUCAAACACGGCCUCCGCUGUGCUCCCCUUUCUUCUUCAAUGACUUGCACUGCGAAGGCUACGGUGGAGUGGGGCAAGGCCACAACGCUCCGCCUCGGAAGCGUCACCGUGGCAUGCAGUUCAAAUUUCAUUUUGGACUUCUGAUUUUGGUGCCUACGAAGCACUAAACAUAAGCUAAACGUGGUUGUCCUCAGUGAGCCGCAAUGCGCACUGGACUCGUGGUGGCACCUCGCGGCGGCCACGGUGUAGCCGACCACAGCGACCAAUAGCAGCCGUGUAUUGGAGUGUGCUUUAUUACGAAAUAAAGCACAGAAAAGAGCGAGGAUGAUAGGGUCUUUUGAAACGAGAGUGUUUGAGAAAAAGGUGACUUCACGUUCCGCUUGCGAGCUCCACGGACCGCGUACGACAGCAGAACUUGGCUGAGAUGUUCACAACAGUGUAUGCUACCCGAGGACUAUGUUAUUUUACCAAGCCCGAAGGGUGGUUCAGGGCCCCUUUAAUGGAGAAUGAAUGUGCAAGCGCUUGACGUACUUAAGUGUCAGUGCUUUUUAAAGGCCUUAGAGCAGUCGAAGCCUUUUAGUUUAGCCUUUAUCAUAUCCCCGGUGUUGCUUUACUACCUUAAGCACAGUCGAUCAAUCAAUAAACGGUGGCUGUAAUGUAGUAAAUCAGUUAGCUAUGAACAGCACUUUUGGCCUCUUAUAGGUUUGUUUUGUUAUAAGUUAGAGAGCCUAUUCGCUUUAUCAGACACUUAGUGUGUACGUGCCACAGGAUCUGGUCAAUGCCAUAGCACGAAUGUUUGGCAUAGGUAAUUUGUCAUACUCCCUAAACAAUCUCUCGGGAUUUCCGCAGAAAUUCACACAUUGGUGGUUAGAUGGUGAGUUAAUUGCAUUAUUGCCCAAUGAAGAACAUGAGAUGAUAGUUUAUUUAGCUUCUACGUUACUACGACAACCUGCAAGAAUGUUUGUAGCUAACUCUGUUACAAGUUGUCUUGGAAGAAAUUUGGCGUAUCACACACAAGCUGGUUGAGCAGCAGUAAUUGAUGCUGCCUUGAUACUGGUGCCAGAUAUCCUUCUAGUAAUCCUUGCAUUAAAUUCUAUGCCCGAAGCAUCAUGUUGUACUCUACUCAAUAUAUCCUUUUAUUCUAAAGCAAACUGUGAACCUAGCUAGACUCGUGCAUUACUCCUUCAAAACUCCCUAGGUGUCUCACUAAAAAAAACAAGAUUACUGCCCAUAAAAUCAAUAUCGAAAAUCAACUUCUCCAUUUCUUUUGCACAGAAACAACAAUGGGGAAGACACUGCAGAUCUCGAUGUUCUGUGGUUUUAGAUUCUUUUCCAUAGAAAAAUGAAUUGUUUUCAGUGUUAUCUUUAUAUUUUUUUAUAUUCUUCUUUUGAUAUUGAACAAAGUCUGUCGUUAUUCUAAAGUUAAGUUGCAUCAGUUGAUUUUCACUAAAAUAUGUGACAUCAGUUGGAGCAGCUUCUGAAAUCUAAAAGUGAUGCCGACUCCUGUUUUUCGAAGUUGCUUCAUUUUCUAAUGUGCCAAGUACGUUUCCUUGGUAUAUAAAAAAAAAAUUACAUAGAAAACUCGCGUUUAUUUUUCCUAUAUCCUUUAUUCUUAUUGCACUUGUUAUAUAAGUUUCGGUUCGUUACGACAUCACCGAUAUUGCAGUUUACACAGUGAAUUGUGUGAACGAAUUUCGCUAAUGAGCAAUCUUUUUGCCAAAGAAAUGCAGAGUUCUGUAUAAGUAAUCUACGAGUCUGGCCUGCUUCAGUAAUUCUCUUUCUCCUGGUGUCACUUCAUAAAGGUUAUAUUAGCGCAAGUUCUCCCAAGCUGCUGUUCUCGGCAGUUAUCACAUCAAUUCUUUCUCAUAAACAUCCAUCUGUGAAUAACCCAUUUGCAUAUCUGGUGCUCGGCUCUUUAUCAGCUGUGCUGCUGAUCACUGUAGAAAGGUGCUUGAUGCUUUGUCAGCACCUGCACCGCUGUGUUGGCUAUUGGUGCUAAGUGUCGCUGACAGCAGUGGAAAGGACACUUGUCGAGUUGUGUGUUUCGUGUGCUCUAGGCAUUUGUGGUGAGGCAUUAUGUCUUGUUAUAAGAACAAUCGUGGCCUUUUACAGGCCAGAACAAUUGAAUACUAAAGCUUGGUGUGACGACGCAUUGCGUCCUCAAUAUUUUAUUGCGAGAUCAUUUGCGACGACCAAGUUGUGGCUUCUUGAAGCCUUGAAGGGCACAUGUCUCAUGUCAGGCACUGUGGGUCUGCGUCCCAACCGUGUCAGUUGUAGCGGAAUCAAAGUGCAAAAAAAAAAAUGCUUUAGAGAACAUUGAGAACAGGUUCGGUUCUUGGCAACGGUGGCAGUAUUUUGAUGUGGGUGGAAUGAUAAAACGCUCCUGUGCUUAAAUUUAGGUGCACAUCAAAAUGCUUUUGAAAUGUUGAGCCCUAUAACUUGAUUUGGAUUUCAAACGCUGCCAAUUAUUACCAUUGUUGCACUCAAUCUAUCAUUUAGCAGCGCAUGACAUGAGCCUUGUGCUUUUAAAAGUUGUGACAGCGUCUGUGUCUGUUAUCACUCAUGCUGGUUGCCAUUUGCUAUUAAGCCCGUUAAUAGCUGCCAAGCCAGCAGCUUUAUGUGUGUACAAAGCAGAAUGCCGUCGACAUUAUUAUUUGUUUUACAAUUCGGGAAUGUUGUGACAAUUUCCGUGCUGAAUGUGGGAAGUUUGCCAUUUGAUUGUGCCGGAUCACAAAAAGCAGUGCAAUCUAAACCCUGGGGGCAUGAAUGUUAUGCUUAUCCUCAGACAGAGUUAGUUCCGUAGCCAGUGCCUCCAUCUGAAGCAAAAAAGUCUUGCGCAGUCGCUCAUUACCUGGACCAAGCUUGCUUGCACUUGAUGCUGCCUCGGGAGCUUUGGACACAGGACCUGGUUGACGUCAGGACCACAUUCACGGGGCAUUUCCUUUUCCUUUUUUCUUCAGUCCGAGCAUCAACAUCGUGUUUGGGCUGCAACGACGGUAUUACCACUUGCAGGCUAGUUUUGCUGCCUACAUACUUGCAGCGAAGGGGCCACACGUCAGCUCUGCGACACCUGCGCUUGAUUGUUUUACUGCCCCGAGUGGCGGCACAUGUGUUGAAACAUCGUCAACGAAAGUACAAAACCACACGAGUCUGAGACGACGGGGGUCUUCCCUUACAGAGCUACUAUUGUUUGUUUUCACCUGUUUUCUCAACCCCACAACCAACCUUGUUUUUUUUAAUUUUUUUAUUCCUUCCCUAACCUGUCCGAUAAUGCCAGAUGAUUAACUUCUUUAUGAUGUUGGGCUUUCGUCGACAAGGGCUCGCAACCGUUUCAUGCGUCUUGUGUGUUUGUUGUGAGUGUGUGUGUGUGUGUGUAAUAUCAUGUUGUGUAUGGCAUAAUAUAACGCUGUGUCUGCCGGUAGAGACGGCUCACGGAAACGCAGAGAUAUAAAGAACCUUGCGACAGGUGCCUGGCACAUUUGCCUAGUAUUUGAGAAAAAUGAUAAUAAAAACCUGUUACAUGCGUC